AUGAAAUAUUUUAGGGAUCUCCUCUCAAUACUUGAAGGGAAACAGACUGGCAUGGCGCUAAAUGAGGCUCUGAGUGAAGCUCGAGUCACCCAACGUCGUGGAGUGGUUUCUGCUGCCGCUGAACUCUGGCCUACGGGGUUUAUUCGCAUCUUUUCACCUGAGAUAAAAGCAAUCGGACGUUGUGUUUGUUUGGCAGGCCAUGAAGAUAUGGCAGCAUUGGUGAGAAGAGCUGCACAAGAGGGUACGCCACGCCUGAUGACAGAUACAUGGGAACCAAUACCACCGUGUGAAAUCCGUACCGAACAGCACAUGCUUACAUAUUUAGCAGCAUUUUUGGGACAUUUUGGGCCACAACAUACAAUUAUCGAUAUCCCUCUAAGACUACUGUUAAAGUCACUGUCUGGAAAUUGGCCUACAACUGGACCUGCAUUAGCUGAAUGGGCAACAAAGUAG
Molecule: messenger RNA, 453 nt
Organism: Strongylus vulgaris
Lineage: Eukaryota; Metazoa; Nematoda; Chromadorea; Rhabditida; Strongylidae
Source: the annotation of a GenBank genome assembly